GUACGUACGUGAAUCACAUUUAAUUAUGUGGCAGCACACAGGAGAUUGGUUUCUGAGUAUAAAUAAAGGUAACCAAUCUCCCCAAUAUGCUCACCCAACUGCUAUCUAUCCGUUUAAUUUGUCUUUAGCUCAAUUCUUUGCCAACAUUAAUGGAAGACAUUUCGAGUGGUACGAUCGAAGAGGAAUGGACUUAUAAUCAGGAAAGGAAGGUCAUCAAGAGAGAGUUAUUCAGAAUGGCAAUGGAAGGCAAAUGGGAUGAAGUUGCCGAGCUGUAUGAACAAGACGAAUGGGCUCAAACGGCCAAAAUCACCAAUUCAGGAGACACAGCAUUACACAUAGCUGUCUCCGUUGGCAAAGAAGAUAACGUCAGACAGCUUAUACAAUCAAUUUGGGAUCCAUCCCGACUCAGACAGGUUCUUGAGACUCGGAACGACCGAGGGAAUACUCCGCUCCAUUCAGCUGCAUCAAUGGGGAAUGUUGCCAUGUGUCAAUGCAUUGCAACAGUUUAUCCAGAGUUGGUGGUUGCUACUAAUAAUAACCAGGAGACCCCUCUUUUCAUGGCAGCACUGCAUGGUGAAAAAGCAGCUUUCUUUUAUCUUCACUAUGUCUGUAUCAAUGCGAAAAUGGAUGGCUAUCAAUUUCCCAGGAGGAAGAAUGGUGACACCAUCCUUCAUUGUGCCAUUGCUGGGGACUACUUCGAUUUGGCAUUUCACAUAAUUAAAUUUUAUCCGGAACUGGCGAGCCUUGUCAAUGAAGAAGGACUCACUCCUCUCCAUCUACUAGCGAGCAAUCCUUCAGCUUUUAGAAGCGGUAGCCACCUUGCAGGAUACUACAAAAUCAUUUAUUACUGCAUAUUGGUUGAUCAACUCGAGGAGGAAACAUUCGACUACCAGCCAGAGAGAACCGAUGAAAAGAAUCUGAAUCCAGAGACGUACAGAGCUUGCAACGACUUGUUGCAAUUGUUUUGGAGAAUGGUUCUAGGUGUGACAGGGAAAAACAGGAAUGGAGAGGAAACAGAGAAAAAGACUGAAAGAAAAGGUAGAGAGAAAACAGAUGCAGAGAACCCUGAACCAAACGCAGGAAGUCCAGGGAUAGGGGUUGAAAAAAACUUUUGGCUGGAACCAUAUGGUAACCAGCUAAUGCGAACAAGAGAUAGUCCAGGGAAGAAAAAGACUCCGGCUUAUCCAGAGAACUACAGAACCUGCAACGACUUCUUCAAAUUGUUGUGGAAAAUGGUUCUAGUUGUCGCAGGCAUAAAUAGAGGAAAAACAGAUGCGGAGAACACUGAAGUACCAAAGGCAAGAAGACAUGGAACUGGUGAGGUAUUUCCAGCUAAUUAUAGCACCUGCAUUGAAUUUGUCAAGCUUGCGAACAAGGCAAUGCUGAUGUUUCUUGGAUUAGGAAUUACCACGAUAACAAAGAUAAAGAGCAACAAACAGAAGCACACAUGGGCUGUUCAAAUCUUGAACGAACUUCUAGCACUUCAUUCCACAUAUGAAGAUACUUCCACAUCUGGGGAUCGACCGCGCGAGCCUGCACAAUCCCGAACAAAGGAAUUAGAAGAAACAAGGCCUUACGAUCUUGACGAACCCAGUAGUGUAAUUCCGUCCACUGAUUCUAUAAAGGCUUCGGAAAUUGACGGGAUGGAGAAAACCCUUAAAAUGGCGAAAAUGAUCUUACUAAUUGAUUCUAAAAGUGGCAUCAACGAUAUUGUGAAGAAAGUACAACAACUUUUUCCGAUUUCCAUACAAGAUAGGAAUGCUGAGAACAAGAAUCUAAUGAUGCUCGUAGAUCAGCCUCAGGAUAAACCUCCUGAAAUGCCAGAGAAAGAGACUCCAAUAUUACUUGCAGCCAAGAAUGGUAUCACUGAAAUUGUGGAAAGAAUCUUAGAUGUCUGUCCAAUUGCCAUUAAUGACUUGAAUGCAGAUAAUAAGAAUAUAGUAUUGUUAGCGGUGGAGUAUAGGCAACCAAAGGUAUAUGAACUCUUGCGACGACGAAAUAUCUCGAAAGAGAGCAUGUUUCGACAAUUGGAUAAGGAAGAGAAUAGUGCCCUGCAUCUUGCGGCAAAGCUUGGAGACAAACAGCCAUGGCGAAUUCCCGGGGAAGCAUUGCAAAUGCAAUGGGAAAACAAGUGGUAUGAGUAUGUCAGGGAUUCCAUGCCCCACAACUUUUUCCCCCGCUACAACAAGGAGGGCAAGACCCCAGGCGACUUAUUCACUGAAACCCACAAAGACCUUGUAGAGAAUGGUAGCAAGUGGCUAACAAACACUUCUCAAUCCUGUUCCGUCGUAGCUGCACUCAUCGCCACAGUGGCCUUUACUGCCUCCACCACGGUCCCCGGAGGCUUCGAGAGUACUGGCAUUCCAGCGCUCGAAAACAAGCCUGGUUUUGACCUCUUCGUGGUCUCAUCACUCGUAGCUCUCUGCUUCUCGAUCACGGCCCUAGUCAUGUUCCUCGCCAUCUUAACAUCACGAUACCAAGAGAGAGAUUUUGGCAGCAACUUACCUAGGAAGCUCUUGAUGGGUUUAUCAUCUUUGUUCGUGUCCAUAGCCGCGAUGCUAAUUUCAUUUUGUGGGGGCCAUUUCUUUGUGCUGAAGGAGGAGCUAAAAUUUGCGGCGAUUCCAGUGUAUGCAGUGACAUGCCUACCGGUAACGUUUUUUGCUGUGGCGCAGUUUCCUCUUUAUAUUGAUCUUUUACGGUCUACCUUAUCGAAGGUGCCACAACGAAGCCACAAGGUCGAUCCCUGACAUUUUUAAUUCCAUUUGUAUGUUCGGAUGCUACAUCUUUAGCUCCUUGGCGGAACCAGCAAUUGUUUGGAG
Molecule: messenger RNA, 2819 nt
Organism: Juglans regia (Persian walnut)
Lineage: Eukaryota; Viridiplantae; Streptophyta; Magnoliopsida; Fagales; Juglandaceae
Exons: 10
Coding region: 150-2747 (865 amino acids)
Molecular function (GO): protein binding
Source: RefSeq, a predicted model, not a curated record